UUAUUGUGGGUUUAAUAAAUGAACUUUUGAAGCGAUUCAAACGUGCUUCAAUUGAAGAAACAAUGUUCAAUAUCUGUGAAAGGCUUGAAAAUUUAAAAAAUGAAUGGAAAGAUUCAUUUGAUAAACCCGUUGCAGCAUUAUUAUCUUCUGAUCCACUUGCAACAGAUAAAGAACAGCGUAAAUACUUUUUCAUGGUUUUGGAUAGAGAAAUCGAUCGCAUGAAUGGCAUGUUACGUAAGCCAAAAAAUAAUUUACUUGACAUUAAAAAAGCUUCACCUGCGGAAGAUUAUAAACAAGUUGCGCGCAAUGCCGAUCUAAAAAGAACUUAUGAUCCUCCAGGUGAACUUUCGGUUCACGGGUCACGCCACAGUAACGAUUUUGCGGAAAUAUCUGAAAUUUCCAUUAUCCCUACUACAGAUGAAAUUUUAUGUAGGCGAGAACCAUAUUUGCCCGUUAUAAGUGGAGAUGAUGAUUUACAUCAUCUUCCUAAAGGUGCUGCUCGUUUAUUAGAUAGGCAAUUUCGAUUGUUAAGAGAAGAAAUGUUGAACGCAUUUCGAACAA
Diversispora eburnea is the source of this 561-nucleotide messenger RNA. NCBI's taxonomy places the organism in Eukaryota, Fungi, Glomeromycota, Glomeromycetes, Diversisporales, Diversisporaceae. The record is from the annotation of a GenBank genome assembly.